AAUACAUAAUGAUGGUACUUGGCUUGCCUACGAAUCCAUAUGUCACGCUUCGUAUAACAACACAUUUUUGGGGUUCUUGACUUCUGCACACUAAAUAAUGUACGAAUUGUGUCACGAAUUGUGUAACGAAACUAAAGUUGAACAAAAAGGGAACAAAUUUUAAAAUAAAAAAUAAAAAAUUGUGAAAACACUCCAAGCAAUACGCAGGUGAAAAAAAAAUUAUUGAAAUAACUUCAGGAAAGGAACACCGUCUGCUCAUCGUUUGCGUUACGAAAGGAAGAAAGAAAGUCUCACACCAAUUACAUACAUAAAACCGCAUGUCGAGGGUGCAUUGACAAUGAAAUUCCUCCAGAAACCAAAAAUACUCUCGAAAAGGACAUGAACAACGAAACAGCGUUUCCAAGCCGCCAGCGAAUUUUAAAUGUACAUAAUCCUCAGCCAAUCGCUAACCGAUUACCAAAAAUAAAAAGAAAGUACAAAAAAGUACGCUUAAAAUCGAAAAGAAAGUGGUUGGCUACCUGUGCGAAUACAGUCGCGCUGAUAUUUUUAACACUACUACAGCCGGUGAGCAGCAAUCGCCCGCCACGAUUCGCCAUCGACGGUGGUCAAGCCGAAAUUGUUUUGCGACUGAAGGAGAGUCCAGAGACUGUCGUCGGCUCCCAGAUAUACACUCUUAAAGGUUUCGAUCCCGAUAAUGAUCCCUUGGUAUUUGGUAAACGCCCAUCGCAUGAUAGCGAAAUCAUACGCAUCGAAAACACAGGAGGCAAUGAGGCUAAUGUCUACUUGGCCAAAGAAUUAGAUAGAGAGUUAAAAGACGAAUAUUCCAUAGUUUUAACGCUAACCGAUAACCAUUACAACGACUACAAUUAUGUAACGCAAAGUUUUCUGCUGCUCGUAGAGGACAUUAACGAUAAUGCACCCAUAUUUUUACCCUAUCAAAGCGCCAUCGAAAUACCCGAAAACAGUGAUCCUGGUAUUAUAACAACGCUAGAGGCAACGGAUGAAGACGAAGGUGCCUACGGACAAGUAGUCUACUAUCUUCAGGAAUUGGAUGGUGACAACGACAUGUUCUCCAUUUCAACGUACCAGGGCAAGGGUGUACUCCGAUUGAUGGGCGAGUUGGAUUACGAAACUAAAAGUUUAUAUCAAUUGCGUGUUUUAGCCGUAGACCGAGCCCAUCAGGGACCUGUCAAUACAGGCACUGCUGCCAUUCUAGUCAAAGUAGGCGAUGUAGGUGAUCAACCGCCGGAAUUUGUUGAAGUACAAGCUGUAACGCGCAUACCUGAGGAUGCAGAGAUUGGUACGCGCGUGCUGCGUGUACGUGCCAUUGAUGGCGAUCGUGGCAUCAACAAUCCAAUUGAAUAUGAAUUGGAGUUGACGGAGUUGUUCGAUAUUGAUCGGCAUACGGGCGUAGUUUACACGGCGCAGCAACUCGAUCGUGAGGAUAGCAGCAAGCAAGUAAAUGGAGCGUAUAUUUUGAAAAUAACAGCCACCGAGGUGCCACAUUCUCAAAUGAGUGCAUCGGAAGAGGUGAUGCAGGUCAAAACGGAAGUGACCGUGAUCGUGACGGACGUAAAUGAUGAAAUACCAACAUUCAGACAACCAAUUUACCGCUGUGAGGUGAAUGAGAAUUCCCAAAGCAAUACACCAUUGAGUUUUAUUGACGAUGAUGUACAGAAUUUCGUCGAAGAUCAUGACGUUGGCAGCAAUGGUACAUUUCGUUUGUUUUUGGAUCCACCAAAUGAUGUCUUCGAAAUUGUGCCGGCUGUGGCAGUGAAUGAGGUAAACUUUAUGGUGAGAGUGAAGAAUGCCAAGUCGAUCGAUUACGAAGAAAUGAAGGAGAUUAAUUUCACGCUUUUUGCGAGAGAAAUCGAUGAGCCGGAUAGGUGGAGCUCAGCGCACCUUCAAGUUUAUAUUCGCGAUCAGAACGACAACUUUCCCGAAUUCACACAGUCAAUCUACAACACCAGUAUACCGGAGAAUAGUGACCUGGGCGCGAUAGUUGCCAAAAUAGAAGCAACAGAUAUAGAUUCAGGCGACUUCGGCACUAUGGGCAUACGAUUUCACAAUCUGCGAGGAGGCAUAGCUCAUUUAUUACAUCUUAAUCCAAUAACGGGGGUUAUUACCAUUAAGCAGCCCGGUGACUCCGCAUUCGAUCGCGAGAUCAAUUCGCUUCAUUACCUUACCGUCGAAGCUAUCGAUAAUGUUGGCAUUGGGAACCGCAACACCGCACAGAUCCUAGUCAAUAUUGAGGAUGUCAAUGACAAUGCGCCAAUCUUUGUACAACGUCACUACGAGGCAAAAUUGCUAGAGAAUAAGCGCGAAUUCGAAACGCCACUACUUGUCGAGGCGCGCGACAUAGAUCUCAAUGGCACCGAGAAUAGUCAGAUCACUUACGAGAUUGUAGAAGGUCUCUAUCGUGAAAAUUUCACUAUAGACCCCGGACGUGGUCUGCUACGGCCAUUGCAUUCGUUCGAUUAUGAAGAGUUGUUAGAGAAUAGAGGUCGUAUACGGCGACGUGCCGAUAAUGGCAUACGCGAGAUCGAUUUGUUGGUACGGGCGCGAGAUUCAGGCAUACCGAUGCUCUCUACUGUGGUGCCGGUGCUCAUAUAUGUCGAAGAUGUAAACGAUAAUCUGCCCAUAUUUCAAAAGAAUUUCUACGCUAAAACUAUACCAGAAGACCUACCCGGCGGUAGUUCGAUAUUACAGGUGAUGGCUAUCGACCGUGACGGAUCGGCGCCGAACAAUGUGGUUGUAUAUCGCAUACAAAUGGGUGCGAGUGAUAAAUUUGUCAUCAAUUCGGAAUCGGGCGUAAUAUCGGUGGCACAUGGCGCGAACCUGGAUCCAGAUCUGACGGAGCCAAAGAAGCUCGUAUACACCCUGACUGUGCUCGCUUUGGAUGGGGGUAUAGGCAAUUCACAACUCAUGAACUCUGCAACGGUUAAUAUAACCAUAAAGGAUGUGAAUAAUAAACCGCCUGUUUUGGGAGAGCUUCCAACCAUACGCAUCAUGGAAAAUACGAUUGUGGGCACACAAGUGUAUCGCGUUAGAGCUACGGAUCUUGACGAAUCACCAAUCAUUCGUUACCGCAUAAAUCGUGACAAUUGUGAAGCGCGUAAUGAAGAGGGCACUUUCGUCAAACUGACCGAAUUUGAUUUUUUAAACGCCUUCGAUUUAGAUCCCAUCGGAGGAACGAUAAAACUUCUCAAACUCCUGGACCGCGAGAAGAUCGAAUAUUUAAAGCUGGCCAUAAGCGCGGAAGAUUUAGCUGCAGUAAAAGGAAAACAAGUCGCUGAAGCCAUUCUAAAUAUAAUAAUCGAAGAUGAAAACGACAAUAAUCCGAAGUUCAAGCAGCCGUUCUAUCGCAAAACGAUAACUGAGAAUAGUAUUAACGGUGUAUUAAUUGCGAAUAUACUUGCCUAUGAUUUGGAUAAAAAUAAAACCAUCACAUAUUCGUUGGAGGGUAAUCCCGCUGUAAGGAAUCUAGUACAUCUCGACCCACAAACGGGUGAGAUGGUGGUUGCAAAUAAAAUCGAUCACGAGCAAUAUCAGUGGUUGAAUUUGACGGUGCGUGCAACUGAUUCGGGUAUACCGCCACGAACCGCGCUCGUCGAUGUUUAUGUGUCGGUUUUAGACGAGAAUGACAAUAAUCCGUAUUUUAUUGGUGGUACCAAGAACUAUUCAAUUAGUGAAAAUGCUGAAAUUGGCGCACGAAUUGGCACCGUACAGGCAACCGAUGCUGAUUCGGGAGAUUUUGGCAAAAUCACAUUUCUAAUGGAUCGCAUUAGUUCGCAGGGAAAAUUCUCAAUUGACGCAGACACUGGCGUGCUCUCUGUCGCCGAUAGAUUAGAUCGGGAAACGAAAGAUUUUUACAUGCUAGUGAUCGAGGCUUGGGACAACUACCAGUUUGGUUUCUUGGCAGGCGAAAGUCGUAAUGCCUUCAAGCAAAUAUUCAUAACCAUACUGGACGAAAAUGAUAAUGCACCCGAGGUUUUUCUGCCCACAAGUUGUGUGCUGAUUACCGAAUACCACGAGUUGAAUGAGAAAAUUACAACUAUUCGUGGCAAAGAUGCUGAUGAUCCGGAAUCGCCAAAUGGUCGUUUAGAAUUUCAAAUAGCAAAAGGCAAUAGAUAUGAUCUAUUCGAGUUACGCCAAAUCGACGAAUGGACUGCAAAUAUUUACGCUCGCACACAUUUGCGCAACAAGUUCGGUAAUCACACACUAACCAUAGCCACGCGUGAUCUAGGUGUACCAUCGAAUGUUGUUACCAAAACUUUUGAUAUUUGUGUAUCGGAUUUUAAUGAUCAUCCACCAGUUUUUGUUACGCCGUUACAUAACACUACGCUACGCAUACCCGAAAAUACUACCGUCGGCACAGAGCUGCUGCAAGUGCUGGCCACCGAUGAGGAUAUCGGCGUAAAUGCUUUGGUGCAUUAUCGCUUGAAACCGGAUCCACUGGGCAGCUAUAAGAUAUUUCAGAUCGACAGUGAGACUGGACAAUUAUUUUUGAAGGAGAAAUUAAAUCGCGAGAAGCAGAAGAUACAUGAGAUAAGAAUCGAAGCAUAUGAUCAGGGACUGCCUACCUCUCUGAGUACCGAUCUAGAUUUAACGAUCUACAUACGGAAUGUAAACGAAUACGAACCGCAAUUUGUGGUUGAAGAAAUACACGUUAACUUUACAGAGCAUGCCGAUCCUGGCUCGGAGCGUGUCAAACUACCCGACACAAUCGAUAAGGACGAGGUAGAUGAUCUCGACGAUCCGCCCAGCUCAGUUUGCUAUUUUAUUGUAAAAGGAAAUGAGCAGGGCUAUUUUAAAUUAGAUCCCGAAACACAUAUACUCAGUGUGGAGAAAGAACUGGAUCGUGAAGUAAUUGCCAACUACACUCUCUUCGUGAGGGCUACAGAGAAUUGCGCUAACGAAAAACUCGCAUACGUAUCCAAACAAAUUUCCGCAACCCGUCGUUCAGAUAAUAUUGUUGGUAUUACGACGGCUUUACGGCCAGAACUCUCGAGCUUAGGGCGAAAGCAAGGCGGUUUUCUACGCAAUUCCGAUCAUUUCGAUCGCUACAAGCAUUCGCGCAAUUUGCGUUCGAUUAACGAAGAUGACGAGACAUCCACAGAGCAGGAAUCAUAUGAAUUCGCUGACUCAGACAACCCAUUGACAAGCGAGGAGCUGCUACUAUACGAUAGUACUGUGGUACGCGUACGUGUACGCGUCUUGGACAUCAACGAUAAUCCACCACGUUUUCGCACGAAAGUGUUCACCGGUGGUAUAACGACAAAUGCUGAUUUUGGCACGAAAUUUAUGCGUAUCGAAGCUUUUGAUCCGGAUGAGGGUUUCAAUGCUAAGAUUUUUUAUUAUAUGGUCGGCGAGAUUAGGCAAACAUUAUCAGAGGGUUUGGAAAAUGUUAGAAAAUCACCAUUUCUUGUGGAACGCGACACGGGCGAUGUGCAAUUAAAUUUCGAUCCACAAAAAAGUAUGAAAGGAUAUUUUGAUUUCAUGGUCUUGGCAAACGAUACUUUAGGUAUGAAGGAUGUGGCGCAUGUGUUCAUCUAUUUACUAAGGGAAGAUCAGAAGGUAAAGUUCGUUUUCCGACUGCAGCCGGAUGAGUUGCGUCUCAAAAUCAGCACAUUUAGGGAUACACUCAGCAAUGUCACCGGCGCAAUUGUCAAUAUAGAUGAAAUUAAAGUGCAUGAAAACAAAGAUGGCUCUGUUGAUAAAACAAAAACCGAUCUUUAUAUGCAUUUUGUAGAGCGAGAGGAUAAUUCUAUUUUAGAAGUGCCUGAGGUGCUAAAGCUAAUCGAUCAGCACAUCGAGCAAUUGGAUGAUCUAUUCAAGGAGCUCAACGUAUUGGAUACACAGGCAGCGGAAGCGGAACUACUGGUAGCUGGACCACCGAAGCCCAUGUUCGUUUGGUUAAUAUUCACUAAUCUGUUUAUGACGACAUUGUUAGUGGUAACCUUGGGUCUGUGUGUGUCGCAACGAAAGGGUUAUAAGAGACAGUUGCGCGCCGCCAAAGUUAAUAUUUUCA
This is a messenger RNA of Rhagoletis pomonella (apple maggot), 6031 nucleotides long. RefSeq names its product cadherin-23. Gene Ontology annotation, cellular component: plasma membrane. Gene Ontology annotation, biological process: homophilic cell-cell adhesion. NCBI's taxonomy places the organism in Eukaryota, Metazoa, Arthropoda, Insecta, Diptera, Tephritidae. The record is from RefSeq and is a predicted model, not a curated record. Gene Ontology annotation, molecular function: calcium ion binding.